UAACGUUGGGAUCCCAAAUAUAAAAUAAAGUUCGUCUUUUACUAAAUUAGUUAGGAGCGGUACUGUCAUCGACAAAGAAAGCCGGAAACGUGAAUUUUUAACAUCAGAUCAGCGAUCGUUUUCGCUCCGUUACUCUUCGCUAGCUUUAAUUUCUCAAUUUCUGUAACAUUUCAACGCCGGGUGUACGCAGUAUCCAGAAUCAAAAUCGCAUUCAACGUGAAAUACUGACGAGAAAGGAAAGACUUGUGUCAAGGCAUUUGUAAUAUUAAAACUAGAAAACAAUGGCUAUUUCAAAAUUCGAAAAUGUUUUUGACACGUGGGUUUAUCCAAGGGUUUACUUUUUCGAAAGACGAUUCAAAGAUGUACACAAACGAUUUACAAAUGUUAUCGAUAACGGUGCAUAUCCUAUCGUAUUCAAGCCGAAAAGCGAGGUAGUUGAUAGGACGCAUCAUUUGAAAGACAUGCUUGAAAAGCCACUGGGCGUAUAUGUCAUCGGGAAAAACAAUAUUGACAAAGACGAUUUGGUUAUAGCCUCAGAGGAACCGCGUCCGUCAGAGAGCGUAAAGAAAUCUUUCUGGGGGAAAAAGAUCGGAAAGGCAGCAGUCAAAGGGCAUGGAUUUACCGUAGUUUUGCUGCACAUUAGUAUAAAGGAUAUUGAUGAAAAGGGAUUGAAGAAAGUUCUAGACAUAGUAAAGGAGUUCACGUCUAAACAUCUGAAGAAAAUGACGGUAUCUCCAGACUCAAUACUCAUCCUUUGUCAGCCGAAGACCACUUGCGAUCAAUCGAAAUUGGAUUCAUUUCAACAAAGGGUACAAAAUGAUGUCAAAGAAAAAUUUCAGUUAGAACUUCAACUCGGUCAGAUACUAUUUUCUAAAGAGAAACAGACAAUAAGCACUAAAAUUUCAGGUAUACUUGAAGCAAAGGUUAUUGACGGAUUGUGCACCAUGAAAGCACAUUUAGAGGGUUUUAUUAAAGGUGUGAGCAAUUUUUUGAUGGAGAAAGUAGAUGUUGUAGAGUCAGAUAAAUUAAUAAACGCACUACAGGGAUUUUUGAAAAACGGGAUGGGCUUUGUUGACAUAUUAGCGGACAGCAGAAGCAAGUCUUUGAAGUUUGAAGAUGUUCUUUUAAAAAAUAUAGUACGCGUUAUUAGAUGUGCUAUCCUGGAACCUCUGUCAAUGAAGUUUGAUCUUACACAAGACGUCUGUAAUCAGGUUGCGUUUGAAUUGAUGCUGGACGAAAAAAUGAAAGAAAAUAUUUCAAGAAACACACGUUACCAUCUCAGUAAAGUGGAAAAGCAUUCUUGCGAUUUAGAGGAAGCUAUAAAGCAAGGUAACAAAUGGUACAGUUUUCCAAGUAGAGACUUUUUGUUCGUUGCUUACCCGCUACGCGACGACAUCAAAAGUGCAGUCCUAAACUUCGAGAAACAUCUUGCAGCUUUGCAAAAAAAUGUUAUUGUUAUGAAGAAGAUGAUCUUUGAAAUUAAAGGGAAUAUUAAAUUGUCCCCAUUCAUACAAGAAGACUUGAGUAUCCCAGAAUGCAAAACAGAAAGGUCCGAGGAACUGAGGAAAGAGUUAUUUGCAAUUGAAGGUGUGUAUGGUAUGGGACGAAUAUUUGGUGAGUGGGAAAUCCAUGUCGAAAACGAGACGGCUGAACAAUUGGUAAAGGCUCUUAUAAUUGAUUAUAGAAUAAGACAUCCAAUUCGCAUCCGACGAGUUAUAAAGAAAGCAACACCGCUAGCAGGAGGUCAAGUAGAGCAUGGAAUAGCGUUAGAAACACAGACACCAAGUGAUCCCAAUAGAUAUCAGUCAGGUACCCUAGGAAUGUUUGCAGACGGCACCAAUAACGAAUUAUUUGCUCUGACAUGUGGACAUGUCGUAAAUGUUUCUGAUGGAAAGGAUCACGAAGUGUACAUACCUGAUGGUACUGGGAAUAGAACGUUGUUAGGUACAAGCUCUCCUGACCGAACAGUUCUGACUGGCAGUCUCCCAACUCGUCUUGUUGACUUAGCUGCUGUCAAGGUUUUUGAUUCAGUUGUCCCAAUGUGUACCAAAUACCUUAAGGAUGACGACGGUAUGUUAAAGAAUGCCGUUCUUUCAACUGAAAGUAUUGCUGACCUAGAGUCAAAAUACGUAUUUAAAUACGGUGCUGCUACAGACUUAACUAAAGGCAUCAUUUGCUCUGCAAACUACCGUAUUGGGUAUAUGCCAAAUGCAUAUAUAAUAUUGAUUGACCCUUUACCAGAUAUCAGUACUGUUGAAUACGCAAUGCGAGGAGAUAGCGGCUCUGUAAAUUGCAUGCCGUAUUUAGAAAAAAGGACAAUUCAGGUUGUGUCUAUGCUGAGUGCCGGAGAAUUAAGACUUCAAGACCAAGAAGAAGAACAUUCAUUUUCAUUCCAUUUGGGAACAGGUUUAGAAGUACUUAGAAAUACACCAUCUGGGAUACAGUUACAUGUUCCGUCUGAAUACAGCGGACGGCAAAUGUACUGAUAAAACAAUUCAAUAAUGAGUAAAUGAUUGCAAUUUAUGACACAUAUUACGAAUAAUGAUACAUUGACAUUUUUGGAAGAAAUUCAUGCACGUGUAAAUAUGAGCAUCGAUGUGAAAGAAGUAUAUCGUUGGAAUUCCAUGUUAAUUGUUUUGCUGUCUUCAUUUCUUUCAUGUUUAAUUAAUUGUAUUCAUUGAAUUGAUUUUAUAAAGUGAAUUGUUUGUUUGUUUGUUUGUUUGUUUGAUUGAUCGUCGGUGUUACUUAUUACCAAAUCAGAAAAAUAAUACUUAUGUGAUUCGAUGUUAGUAAAACUGUUGAAUAAAAGCGUACCUGACACGACUAUUAUAAAUAGAUGUAAAUAAAUGUUUCUAUUGUUUUUAUUCUACCGAGUUCAUUUUACUUACAAAAUGUUAAUAGUAUUUAACCAGUGUUUACUUUUGAUAUUUUUAUCUCUGUCCUAUGUGUCAUUCUCAUGGUCUAAUAUUUAUAUUUUAAAGUAUCAUCAUGGAGACUUUUUGUAUGAUUUUGUUUCCCAAUGUUUGAUUAGAAUAUUUUCUGUUACACAGCUGCAUGAGAAUAAAAAUGUUUUACAUGUACAUGAUACCAAUUUUAAAAUGACUUGUGUUAAAGUUUGUUUCACUUAUAGGACGAUGCUUUAUGAAUGUUUAUAUUUUUACAUGAUAGAAUUAUUUCGUAAUCAUUUUAUCACUGAUAAAUUGUAGAUUAUCUUACUUCGUGAUCAUUUAAUCACAUUUUAAUGAUUUGAGAUUGUCAUUCUUUACUGAUUUUAAAUCAGUUUUAUAUAAUUUGACAAUUAUAGCAUAUUAUAGAUUCUUACCUUUUCUAAAGUUUACGACAAGUAAUAUUGAUGAAUUGUUAUAACUGUUGCAAAUGAUAAGUCUUUGUAAUGUUUGCCUUAAUAUAACAUGUAUUAUCAUUAACUUAAGCGUACAUUUAUAUUUUUAUUUUUUCUUAUUCUGUAAUUUGAAGAAGUAUGAGUAUGUGAAUAAAAUUGCGAGAGAAAGAAAACAUAACCAAUUAGAUAUCGUAUUUUUCAAGGGAAAAUUAUUGAAAUAAAUGAAUACAACCUUUUUCACUUAUACAUGUUCAUUUUGCUUAAUGAACUUUAACUAUUAAUUCAUAAUUUUUACUUAUGAUAUAUUGUUCUAUGCAUAUGUCUGCAGAUGAUGUUUUCAAGAAUGUUUCUUUUUCAUGUCUUGAUAUCCAUAUUGACACACAAUAAAUGAAGUAUUAUAGUAUUAUUUCCGGGAAUGAGAAGAGCGAUUGCGUCAUGCUUUAUAUGUAUUUUCAUAUGUCAUCCGUUAAGAGCUUUAUAUUCGUUUGAAAUUCUAUUUUAUAUGCAAAAUUAGUGUUUGUGGAUCAAGGUCAAUACACAUUGGUUUGCACAUAUUCAUGAUUCUUGAUAAGAAAUGAUUUUGUAUUUGAAAUCUAGAUACUUAAUUAUGUUUGCAAAGAAAACGGCAGAUGGGGUGGGGAAGUUUCUUGGUCGAGAAAAACAGAUCGCUUAGUACUUCAUUCAGCGCUGGAGGCUUGAAUCCUACUAGGGAUAUGUCAUGUCCAUUCCACGCAGAGGGAAGGUGAUUAUUUCGAGCAUGAAAUAUGAGUUAAACGCAUUUAGGUCUCCAACCAACUGUGAAAGCUUAAAGGGUGCCAUAAGUAUAUUAUCUUUGUUGGUGUCAUUCAUAACAGAAAUUAGCAUGUUUUCUUUCUUUGCUUUAUACAUAACUUUGUUUGUAUGAAAUAUGUUAAAGAUGAAUAAAUGAAGGAAUGCAU
This is a messenger RNA of Ruditapes philippinarum (Manila clam), 4278 nucleotides long. RefSeq lists its product as uncharacterized. Lineage: Eukaryota; Metazoa; Mollusca; Bivalvia; Venerida; Veneridae. The record is from RefSeq and is a predicted model, not a curated record. The coding region runs from base 282 to 2486 and encodes 734 amino acids. The transcript is spliced from 6 exons.